This is a messenger RNA of Equus caballus (horse), 3179 nucleotides long. It is a transcript of the gene KCNJ1, whose product is annotated as potassium inwardly rectifying channel subfamily J member 1. Gene Ontology annotation, cellular component: plasma membrane. The record is from RefSeq and is a predicted model, not a curated record. Lineage: Eukaryota; Metazoa; Chordata; Mammalia; Perissodactyla; Equidae. Gene Ontology annotation, molecular function: ATP-activated inward rectifier potassium channel activity. Gene Ontology annotation, biological process: regulation of monoatomic ion transmembrane transport; potassium ion import across plasma membrane.
CGGCUCAACACCUCUAGUGCAUCUAGCCCAUUUAACUGCUAUGCCUGCUCUUGUUGGAUCCGGUUCUAAAGUAAACUGUGUUUUUUGAAAGCUGUUGCAUACAGAUGAGUUGGCAGCCGGUCUGAGCUGACCCACAGACAUAAAAACCAACAGGGCCUCAGACACCCUCACUUGGCACACCCAAACUCUUGGACCAAAAGUGCAAGGACUUGCUCACAUCAAGGAUCCAGCUGCUUUCUUGGGGACCAAGAAAUUGAGUUUUUGUCUCUACACUUCCUCUGGCACUCCAUGAGGCUUAAUCGAUUAUAUUGGGAAAUUAACUCUGUAAAAACCCAGGCAGCCGGCUCAGUCACGCACCAAUCAGCGCUAGAGCUGGGAUUCAAGUCUGACUCUGGACCACAGGUUUCAAGGCCAGACUGAAACUGGGCCGCCUGCACACCCUGUCCAGGCCAUUAUGCACACCACAGAGUAAAAAGAAGGACAGAAGGAACGAGACCGAGUGCAUCAGCAGGGCUGUGGUAGUCUCCACUGGCCUUCCCUCUGGAGAGACUCAGGAAAGAAUGUUCAGAGCCUCCAGUCCACAUGGAAUUCAUUCGUUUCUGGGCUGGAAAGACUGAGUUGGUGUAAUACCAACCCAAACCACAGAGAACUAGAAAGGCCGACUAACAACAGGCUCUCUACGCACAUAAGAAACACGACUUUUUGUAAACAUUUAAAUCCUUUUAUUAAACUCCAGUGCCGUUUAAGAACAGGGUGUUGACAGAAAGAAUGUUCAAACAUCUUCGGAAAUGGUUUGUCACUUGCUUUUUUGGGCAUUCUCGGCAAAGAGCGAGGCUCGUCUCCAAAGAUGGAAGGUGUAACAUCGAGUUUGGCAAUGUGGAGGCACAGUCAAGGUUUAUAUUCUUUGUGGACAUCUGGACGACCGUGCUUGACCUCAAAUGGAGAUACAAAAUGACGAUCUUCAUCACAGCCUUCUUGGGGAGCUGGUUCCUCUUUGGUCUCCUGUGGUAUGCUGUAGCCUACAUUCACAAAGAUCUCCCCGAGUUCCAUCCUUCCGUCAACCACACCCCUUGUGUGGAGAACAUUAAUGGCUUGACUUCAGCUUUUCUGUUUUCUCUGGAAACGCAGGUGACCAUUGGAUAUGGAUUCAGGUGUGUGACAGAAAAAUGUGGCACUGCCAUUUUUCUGCUUAUCUUCCAGUCUAUACUCGGAGUCAUCGUCAAUUCUUUCAUGUGUGGUGCCAUUUUAGCCAAGAUCUCCAGACCCAAAAAGCGUGCCAAGACCAUUACAUUCAGCAAGAAUGCAGUGAUCAGUAAACGGGGUGGGAAGCUUUGCCUCCUAAUCCGAGUGGCUAAUCUUAGGAAGAGCCUCCUUAUUGGCAGUCACAUAUAUGGAAAGCUUCUGAAGACCACGGUCACUCCUGAAGGAGAGACCAUUAUUUUGGACCAGAUCAAUAUCAACUUUGUAGUUGAUGCAGGGAAUGAAAAUUUAUUCUUCAUCUCCCCACUGACAAUUUACCAUGUCAUUGAUCACACCAGCCCCUUCUUCCACAUGGCAGCAGAAACUCUCCCCCAGCAGGACUUUGAAUUAGUAGUGUUUUUAGAUGGCACGGUGGAGUCAACCAGUGCUACCUGCCAAGUCCGGACAUCCUAUGUCCCAGAAGAAGUGCUUUGGGGCUACCGUUUUGCUCCCAUAGUAUCCAAGACCAAGGAAGGGAAAUACCGAGUGGAUUUCCAUAACUUUAGCAAGACAGUGGAAGUGGAGACCCCUCACUGUGCCAUGUGCCUUUAUAACGAGAAGGAUGCUACAGCCAGGAUGAAGAGAGGUUAUGACAACCCCAACUUCAUCUUGUCAGAAGUCAAUGAAACAGAUGACACAAAAAUGUAGCAGUGGCUUUUCGACACAAAUAAAGCAAAGUCUUGAAGAUACCUAGUGACUAGAAGCAUUAUAAUAUAAUCAAUAAUUUGGGGGUUUGAAGGUAGGGCAAGAGACUUCAAAGUCUACCCGCCCCUGAACCUAAUAACCAUGAUCCUACAAGACACGUAGCUCUACAAGGCAACUGCAUUAGAACAUGCAUUAUAUUUACAGAAAACUGGAAUAUGGAAGCCCUAGGAGCUCAAGUGGAAUCUAUAGAUGAUUAUUUGAAAUCAUGCCAUGUUGAUGGAACAGACAAAAUCAUCAAAAGUCUCACGGACAGGCCAAAUGAGACUUUUAAAAGUCUCCUUGAAGAAGUUAUGAGCUUUAGAUAGGAUAAGGGAAAAAUCAUAUUCUCAUUUUGAUUCUACUGAUAAGAAAAAAGUCACUUUUAUGUUAACACUGGCUUUUAUCAAAGGAAAAAUUAUUUCCUGAGUUGAGGGAGAUGAAUCAAUCAAAGACAAUGAGAAAAGACUGACACACAAAGAACGUUUGUGAGGCUCUGACCUUCUCCAACGCUGGUUGUUGGAGCUUUCAUCUCAGUCUGGGUCACGCUGUGUUUCCAGAGGAUGGACGGAAGCCUCAGUCCAUGCACUCCACACCUCUACGUACCCAACAUGGGGAGGAGCACUGAGCCCAGCACUGGGAUAGGCUUCAGGGCCUAUCCAGGCAUGGCAGCCCAAGUUGGGUUUUGGCCCAAGUGAUCUCAUGUGGCACAUUUAGACAGAGGGUAAAUCACCACUCUAGAAUCUCAAUGAACACCUUCCUGCAAGAAAGGAUGCUGGAUUUGAAAUGGUGGUGGCAUUUCUUCUAAUUUGUGUUAGAAGGGAUUUGGGCUACAAAUCUGUGAGAAGAGUGUUUCUUCCUCUUCCAGGAAGGCAAUGAGGAAUUUGAAGGUACCAAGGCACCUCAAGGGGAAAGUACUGCGAAUGCUCCGGAGAGAAAAAAAGUUCCCUGUGUUUUUCUGCUUAGGGUUUGUACUGAAAUGCCAUUUCUAAAGGAGAAGUGUGAAAGGGAAAGGAUGUGACCCACUGUGAGGCAAGUGCGAGGUCUUCCUUUCUCUGAAGGCCAACACUGCAUCUUCCUCAAAGGGACCAACCCAGUAUAAUGAUUGAUCUUUAGGGGAAGGUUUCACUGUGAAUGUCUUGUUCAGUUCCCCUCCUACGUUAUUUUGAAUGUAUUCUGGAAAGUAUGGUACUCAAAGCUGCUUAGGAAUCAAAAUGUUUUCAGUGUAUUGACUAAUAUAUUAAAUCUCUGUAACUGUG